Guillardia theta CCMP2712 is the source of this 1158-nucleotide messenger RNA. RefSeq lists its product as hypothetical. The coding region runs from base 1 to 1158 and encodes 385 amino acids. NCBI's taxonomy places the organism in Eukaryota, Cryptophyceae, Pyrenomonadales, Geminigeraceae. Gene Ontology annotation, molecular function: protein binding. The transcript is spliced from 5 exons. The record is from RefSeq and is a predicted model, not a curated record.
AUGCCUGGGAAGGAUGGAGAGAGCGAAUCGAUCGCAGACAAGUACUUUGUCUGCACAGAAUGCCUGGUGGAAGGAAACGUGCAGAGCUUCGUAGAUCUCUUCUACCUUACUCACUCUCAAGACGCCGCCAAGGAGCAGUCGCAGCAGCAGCAGCAGCAGCAGAGCCAACAGCAGGCAUUGAAUGAAGAAAGCACAACGAGUUUCGCCACGUAUGAUGUCUUGCAGUUCCUCAAGAACAAGCUGACGGAGGCGGAGGUGGCACAGCGGGAGGGAGGAUACGACAUCGUCUUCGAGUCGUUCAUGGAGACAGCUAGGCACUUCAAGAGCAAGUCGGACCACAAGAGGGUUAUCUACUUCCUCACAAAGUGCCUUGAGGUCGCCAGGCUGUCACAGGAUGUUGCGAGGGAGGCAGAGGCGAACGAGAUGCUGGGGCUGACCAAGGAGGAGAUGGGGCAGCUCAAGGAGGCGAUACAGUACCACGAGGCGCACAGGGACCUUGUCUCUUCCUACGGGAGGGAGAUGACCGACCAGGCAGGGCACAACCUGAUCCGAGCAUACCGGCGGCUGGCGGAGGAGCUGCAGAAGCAGGGGGAUGUCGAAGGUUCCAUCAUGUACUUCCAGAAGAGCCUCAAGUCUGCCAUAGACAUCAACGACCAGGAGGAGGAGGGGAAGUCGUACCGGCUGCUGGGAUCGGCGUACCUGCUGCUGCAGGAUUACGAGCUGUCGGCGUCCAACUUCCACAAGUUCCUGAGCAUCUGCCAGGAGACGCAGGACAGAGUGUCGGAGGGGCUCGCAUGCUCGCACCUGGCGACCGCGUACGAGGCGAAGGGGGACAGAGCGUCGUCGAUCAAGUUCCUGGAGGAGUAUUACGAGAUUGCACUGUCGACCGGGGAGCUGAACUCGCAGCGAGAGGCUUGCGGAAGGUUGGGGAUUAUCUUCAAUGCGGCCGCAGACUUCAAUCGGUCGGUGGAGUAUUUCACGAAAGCGUUUGAAAUCUCGCGCUCCCUUGGGGAUAAAAAGGCCAUCGACGUUGAUAGAGUCAACCUGGGCAUAGCACGAGGAUGCGCGAAGCAGAAAGACUACAUCAGGGUUGUCAACUCAGAGUUCACCUCCCUUAUGAGCUGGAAAAGUCGCCGGAUCCCCUUCGAGCGAGAGUGA